AAUAAAAAGAAAACAACGAAACGAUUAGACCAGAGCACAUCAGUGAUAUCACUCACCCUUACCCUCACCUUCGCCUCUCUCUCUCUCUCCCCGCCUCCCUCACCUGGCCUUUCCGCCGCCGCCGCCACCACUUCCUACCCUAGCCACCGCCGUGCCCGCACCUCCUCUCCCCUUAUUCUCGACUCUCCCUCACCCUUGCCACUCUGCCGCCAGCCACCACUGCCGCCGCCCUAUUCCUCUUCCCCUUUCCUCCUCUCAUGUCCACCUCCGUCACUAGUCUCCUCCACCGCCAAUUUUCUAGUACCUCCUGUACCCUUUGUAAUUUUUAUUUUGUAUUUUUUGUUUUUGGGUUUUCAGUUCAAUAUACAGAGUGUGGGUUUUAUGAUUGGAGGGAACCCUUUAGUCGACAGAAAGGAUGGCUAUUGUGGGCAGGGAUUGGCUUUCUUGGUACUGUAACAGCCUUAACAGGAGCUUCUAUGUCCUUUCUCAGUGGUGGGAGCCUACAAACUGAUGUUCUAGGUCGCUUGCUUCCACUAGUUGGAUUUCAAGUAUCAGCACUGCUUACUUGGUGGGCAUCACUAGUGUCUUUGCUCCACUUCUUGAGGAGACCUUGUUUCGAGGGUUUUUAAUGGUGUCCCUAACUAAGUGGUAAAAUUCCUUCCUUUUAUUUUUGAUUUUUCCCCCUACAUCUAAAUAUUAAGUUUUCAUUCUAAUGUUGCAGAAAAACUUAGUGUUUGAAAGCUUACGGUUAAUUUAUGCCUAGCACUAUUGAUAAUUUCUUUGCACAAGAAUCACACAUGAUAUUUAGUAACAAACUCUCAGGUAAAAUAAUUUAGAAUUUUUUCAUGCAUUCUAAUGUCAAUAAUUU
Messenger RNA from Quercus lobata, 868 nucleotides. RefSeq lists its product as uncharacterized. Bases 258 to 629 code for a protein of 123 amino acids. The transcript has 4 exons. The record is from RefSeq and is a predicted model, not a curated record. NCBI's taxonomy places the organism in Eukaryota, Viridiplantae, Streptophyta, Magnoliopsida, Fagales, Fagaceae.